Messenger RNA from Chelmon rostratus (copperband butterflyfish), 2960 nucleotides. Its product is annotated as regulator of G-protein signaling 21-like. The transcript has 5 exons. Lineage: Eukaryota; Metazoa; Chordata; Actinopteri; Chaetodontiformes; Chaetodontidae. The record is from RefSeq and is a predicted model, not a curated record. Bases 484 to 1041 code for a protein of 185 amino acids.
CUACUAAAACACGCAGCAUGAGAAGGUCACGAUUUGCCUAUCACAGCCACUGUUACUGUAAUUUGCAUUUGUGCUGUCAGACUAAAAAUAAUGUGAACACAGCGCGCUUUGAGCCGCGGAGAGCGCCGAGUUCGGAUCAUCCAGAGGAGGGAAGGAUCUGCAACAGCAGAGGGGGAAGUCGCGACGCAGAGAGACAUAAUAGGGAGUUAGGCAUCAGGAGGAGGGAGGAAUGCAUGCAGCUCAGUGCGAGUAUGUGUUGUUUCUAACAGUGGGGUAGGAGGAGAGGAGGAACAGGAGGAGGAGGAGGAAGGGGUGCUUCCUCUUCGGUCUGGGCUGAGCUGCUGAUGUAUCCCAGCAGCCCCGGUCCAUAGCAACAAGAAACCUUGGUAUAAAAAGCCGCGUCGCAGGGGGAACCCUCCUAAGUGUCUCUCAGCCGCAGCAUGACCAGGACCAAGAGCCUGAGAGUGUGGACUUAACAAAACAAUGCCCAGCCUAAUCGCCGAACCACUCAACACACAGCACUUCAUCAUGGACAGAGAUGACAGGAAGAGAAACAAGAACAUUGGAAAGAACUUUAUGUGCCGACUCCAGUGCAUGUUCUCACACUCAUCAAGCUCUGAGAGGCUAAGUUUAGAAGAUACCCAACAAUGGUCACAGUCACUGGAACGGCUCCUGGAGUCUAAAUAUGGUCUGGCUACUUUUCGCAACUUUCUCAAAUCUGAAUACAGCGAUGAGAAUAUUGAGUUCUGGCUCACCUGUGAGGAUUACAAGAAGAUCAAGUCUUCAUUCAGAAUGUCCUCAAGAGCCAAGAAGAUUUACGAGCAGUUCAUCAAAGCGGAAUCUCCUAAAGAGAUCAACAUCGACUAUCACACCCGAGAGCAGAUCAAAAGGAAUGUCAAGACUCCCACCAUGCACUGCUUUGACGACGCUCAGAAGAUAGUUUACGGGCUGAUGGAAAGAGACUCGUACCCGCGGUUCCUCCGCUCGGACAUUUAUAGAACUCUCCUGGAAAACCUCGCCGCCGACGCCACGAAGGGAUGAAGGCGGGCUCAAGGGGGAGAGAGAAAGGACCUAAAACCCAUAACUGGAAUGGCUGAGCUCCUUCAGGAGGAAGGACUGACAAAAGGGGAAGGGAGGAGGGUCGACCCGCACACACACAGAGCCUCUGCAUCGUCACCUGGUUCAGAAGCAAACUGUGCCUCAGCCCCCGUCCUGGGAGGAUCCCAACACCGAGCACUUCACACCUGAGGAGUACACAAGAAGAAGAAGAAACACGAGCAGCCCUAAUGAUAAUGACCCCGUAGCAUGUGUUUGCACUGGAUGAUAAUUCUGUGUUUGUAGGCGAAUGGACCGCUUUUGACAAUGAAUGAAUCAGCGGAGCGACUGACGCCGCUCUGACGCUGGAGCUGUGAAAGCACAGCACGCAGUGGACCUCCUUCGGCCUUCUUUGCAGAGGUGUUUCCUGUGCAGAUUAAGAUAGCGGAUGUAAGAUGCAACGGUCACACCCGAUCAGUUGUGUGUGUGUGUGUGAAAGAGAGAGAGAGAGUAUUUAGUUGUAGCGUUUAACUGCCACUGACACAGAAUAAGCUGUUGCAAUAAGAGUUGGCCAAUUAUCCAAUGACAGCAGCAAGGAAGCCAACAAAUCCAUAGCGGACAGAGGACUCAAUAGUGAUAUGUCAUCCUGAGUAAAGUGUUUUAAGAAGCCACUUUGUUCUGCAAGAGGUGUUCCGGGACACUUUAAAAGGAGAUUUAUCUCUCUCCUUUAUUUUUAGAUUGGACUGAAAAGGGGUUUUAAAAACUGAUACUGAUAUAUAUAUUUUUUUUAUUUAAGAUGCCUAUGGGUUAUAUUGUGCCACUAUUCAAUAUAUAUUUAAGGUUUAUCUUCUUCAAACAAAAAAAAAUUAAGUGUAUGGUAUUCUUAUUUCAAUAUAAAGCCAGGAUUAAUAUGUUUUCAUGAGGAAACAAAACAUAAUCAUGCACAUUCUUUGCGCGGGAUCUGAGCGAAGUCGACGUGACGUCAAAGCACACGACUACCGGCCGUUAGCUUAGCAUCAGCCAAAUUUUCACAGCACUGAAGUGUCAUGAGUUGUGAUUUUACGUAAUAAACUAUUUGAGUGGAAUUACUAUAGAGAUAGAACGUUUCACCUUGCAUGGUAGGAUGUUAAAACUCCUUGUGUACCCCGAGAAUAUGCCUCGUUAUUGCUUCCCAAAGCAUGUUGUUUGAAUGUAUUCUUAGGAGUUCAUAGUUAACUUAAAAGUUAAACCGUGCAUUAUUUAUUGUUCAUUGUCACCAUCUGAGUACAACGUUUGUUGCAGUGUUGAAGUGCUUGGUAAAAUGUUAGAUAUUUGAAUGACAUUAAAUUAUUUAAAUUGCCUACUUGGAAAAAAACGUGACAUUUUUUAGUAACACACACACACACACACACUAGAGCCCUCUGGUUUUACACAUAACAGAAAUGUAUUCUCGUGGGCCGUUUUCACUUGCAGUGAAAUAGAUCUUAAAACAUGGCAUUAGAAAAUUAAUGGGAUGUUUGCAUAAUGACUGUCUGUUAUAUGUUUAAAGCAAUACUCCAACGCAUAAGCAUGGAAACAUAAAGCCUGUGCCAAGUUCUGGUGGGCUGAAAUAUUAUUUUCACUGUUACGGAGAAGCAGCUAAAGUGCAGCUGCUGGCAAGAUUGAAUACUCCAUCCUCCUAACUGACAAAGUAUAUAUACAGUAUGUGUUUCAUAGAGAGAGUUCCCAGGUCUCUCAUAUUCAAACAUUUUCUGCUUUUUAACGCCUGAGUUGCUAUCACCUAGAAGAUGAACAUUCAAAAUGAGAAAGUGAGCACGGACAUAUAGAAAAUAAGAAGAUAUUCCAACCACAGUGGGGAAAUACAGCACUGGCUCGGUGGGUUUGAAUUUCACUUUCUGUUCUCAAACUUCAUGGGACACAUUAAAACUUUUCCUUGAGUUAUCCGA